UAAAGCAUUAUACUCCACGCGUUUUGCACUCGAACGGUUGAAACCGAACGGGUCAAAUUGUAGCCGGAGUACUUCGGAGUAACUCGGGAGCGUUCAAAGGGCAUCCGAAAGCAGCUAAGCGCACAUAAUACAUGCACUUCUCACUGCCAUUGAACUUGCGUCGUAAUUCAUGACAUUUGACAUUUACCGCAACGCCCCAAUACGAAAUAGCGCAAUGACCCAAAUAAGAAAUAGCGCACUCGAGUGCACUCCAAAUGAUGACGUCAGAACACUCUGACAAACAACAACUUUACCUUAACACUCCAUUUCUAAACGCACUCCUGCUAAUAGUGGUGACGUCACCCGCAGACCUUGAUGGAAUGCUUGCGAUUCAGCGUUUCACAUCUGUGUGGUAGCUGGUCACGUUAUUACGGUUCCGGUUCAGCACGCUCUGUUCUUCGAGCAAAAUACCGAACGCAAGCGAAAUUGAGCUGGAAGAUUAUGACAACUGACGUCUGACAUGCCCGUUGCCCAUGAAUUAAGGUUAUAAAUAAUGUGAAUUUUAUGGGAAAAAUCAAAUCACAAAACUGAGAAUUACUUUUAAAAUCGGCGUUCUUUGCAGUGUAUACUUGUUUCAUUUUUUUUAUACAUGUAUAAAGUGAGAUGGAGGAAAAACCAGCUACGCUGCCAGCAAGAAAAACUUUCAAAAUACUGUGUACCCAAUAUCCAGCAAUUUUUGAUGAGGACAGACCCCUAUGCCGAAACUAUUUUCGACAAUUCGGCAAAGUGUUGCGCCUAGUCAACAAAGAGAAAAAACGAGAAAUUGUCGUGGAAUACCCCAACGAAAAUUCCUAUCUAAAUGCACUAACAGGGCCCAGUGAAUAUGAUGGACAAUCUUUUAAAGUUGAACCUUAUGAAUCAACACAUAGACCAACUCAAUCUCAAAAUGAAAAAGCCCCAACUAAAAAACAUCCUAGAGAAAAACUUGUAAGAAAACACAAAAUUGCAUAUGUUAACCCUAAAAGGUUAAUCAAACGACCUCAGGUGUCUUACAUCGACGACCACGAAAUAAAUGAAGAACUAGCCUCAAUGGGCGCUUAUACAGACACAAAUUUCGAUAUAAUCGACCUCACUACAGAUUUGCCCCCAGAAAAACCCCAAAGACCAAAAUUAAACAGAAGUGCUCUGACAUGGAAAAAAGAAAAUGCAUCAACAUCAUUAGAAGUUGACCAAACAUCAUCAACUAAAAAAACCAUUGUACAGGCAUUAACCAAAAAAAAGGUCAAAGAACAAACUAAAAUUUUAACCUCAGAACAAUUGGAUCUUCUUAAAAACAUAAACGCCCAAGCACAAACUGUAGAUGAAAAGUACAAAGUUCUAGAUGCCAGGGACAAAUUGUUGAGGUCAAUAAAUAAAAUGUCUCAGCUUAAAUCGAAUGCCACGGUGGGAACUUGCCCAGACAUGUGCCCAGAAAAAGAAAGAUUAUUGAGAGAAAUUCAACAUCAAGUGUCUAUUUAUGAGCAAGAUAAAGCUGGCAGACAUUUUAUGGAUCAUUCAAAAGCAGUCAAACAAUACAGUAGAAGUUCUGCUGAUCAAGAAGCUCCACUUGCUCAUGAGCUACGCUCAGUCAAUGUAUUGAACAUGACCAUGACUUAUUUGAUGUAUCGCAUAAUGGAUUUGUCUCAGGAUGAAUUAGGAGGGAAUAUAGGUGAAUGGUACCAUUUUCUUUGGGACAGAACUAGAGGUAUAAGAAAGGACAUAACACAACAAGCUCUUUGUUGUCAAGGAUCUGUUGUAUUAGUUCAGCAAUGCGCAAGGUUUCACAUACAUUGCUCAGCAAGGUUUAUGGGUGAAGACCCAUCAGUUUUUGAUCAAAAAAUCAAUACAGAAAAUUUAACUAAAUGCUUGCAAACUCUUAAAUAUAUGUAUCACGAUUUGGAAGUUAAAGGCGAAAAGUGCCCCAACGAAGCUGAAUUUAGAGCCUAUAUAAUAUUAUUGAAUCUCAGUGAUGGGAAUUUUAUGUGGGAAGUACAAGAGUUGAGGGAAGACAUUAAAAAAUCCCCAGAAGUAAGAUUUGCGCUUCAAAUUUAUUCAGCUUUUGAAAAACGAAAUUAUGUGAGAUUUUUUAAACUUAUAAAAUCAACUACUUAUUUGAAUUCCUGCAUUUUAAUGAGGUAUUUUGUCCAAGUCCGAGUACAAGCAUUAGAAACUCUGGUGAAAUGCUUUACACCACCAAAAAGUUUUUCGUUUUAUCCUGUUCAAGAUUUGGCUCAAAUAUUGUUUUUUGAUGACACAGAAUCUGCAAUAGAUUUCAUGAAAUCCUAUGGUGUAAAUGUAAAUAGUGAUGAGACAAAUUUUAUGUUGGACAGAAGCUGUUUUAUGCCGGAAUAUUCUUAUAUGUUGGAUAGAUCUAGGUUGGUGGACCAAAAAAUGACAUGUUCAUUAGGGGAUACAGUAAAUGGAGGAAAAAUAUCUCCUGAAAUGUAUAUGCAAAUUCAAUCCCAUGAAGUAUAUAAUAGUUUUGAUAACAAUGGUUAUCUCAUUCAGGAUGAAAUGUUCAAGGAUAUUGAGUUGAGCAUUGAAAAUAGAUUACUUGAGGAUGAAGUUGAUUCUAGAGAAUCUACUCCAGAAAGAAAAAGCAUUGUUACAAAUAUUUUUGCACAAAAAGCUACACCAGUGAGAAAAGCUGCUUCUCCAAAUAUAUUUAUUGCGCCAAAAGAGGAACAAAAUAUUUUCAUUAAGCCAUCAAAUAUUUUUGUACAGCCCAAGCCAGAUGCAGGCAAUAUUUUUCUGCAAAGUAAACCUGAUACAAGCAAUAUUUUUGCGCAAAAGCAGGAGAGUAAUAUUUUUGCUCCUAAAAAGGAAAAAGUGGAUAGUGCAAAUAUUUUUGUCCAGGAAGCUCCCAGAGAACUUGCAAAUAUUUUUGCACAGGAAGCACCUGAAAAACCUUCAAACAUUUUCGCCAAGCCAAACAUAUUUUCUAUGGAGACAAAACAGCGGGAUCCAAGAUUGCAAGGUUCCACAAUUAAUUUUGGUACCACAAUGGAACCUCCAAAAAAUAUAUUUUCAGUUAAGGAACCUUCAGAGCCUCCUAAAAAAGGUGGUUUUUAUUUCAACCUCAACAAUCCACAAGCACGAAAACCUGAAGAAACUUCUAAUAUUUUUGCUGGUGGAUUAGUAUCCAAUUUUGAAAAAGAAAGAGAAGAAAAUGAACUAGAAAAAUUGGAACUGGAAAGGUCGAGGCUUCAAGAAGAGAUCCGACAAGAAAUGGCAAGGGAGGAACAAGAAAGGCAGGAGCAAGAAUCAAUUCAAAGAAAAAAUGAGGAAAUCAGGCUUAGAAACGAAGAAGCUGCAGAAAGGAGACGUUUGGAGGCUGAAAGACUGAAACAUGAAGAAAUUGAAAGAAGUAAACGCUUGGAACAAGAGAGAAUUGAGCGAGAAUGGCAAGCAGAACAAGAAAGGAUGGAACAGGCAAGAAGAUUGGAAAAAGAAAAACGACGGAGAGAAGAAGAAAUAAGAAGACAAGAACUAGAACAUAAAAGAAUGCAAGCAGAAUUGGAGGAGAAACGCAAAAAGGAAGAAGAAAGGCAAAGAAAUCUAGAAAUUCAAAGAACUGUUACAUCAGUUGUCUAUAAAAUGGUUGAAACAGUAGAUCUAAAAAUCCGCCAAGACACCCUCAAUAGGAUAAGGCAAAACAUAAAACGUAGAUUUUUGAUAAAAAUGUGUGAAAAAUGGCGUAGCAUGACAAUAAAAAGAGUGAAGAAACGUAAAGCCAUGGAUUGCAAUCCUGUAUUUGUACACACCAAAAGUGUUACAGAGUGCGCUAGAGGUGUGAAGUCUAAGUCACAGGAUUUGGCACUCAGUGAAAUAAAGAGGUUUAAAUAUGGCAAACCACUUGAAAUCCCCAUGGUAGUCAAACAAAAAAUUGAGAAAAUAAAUUUAUUCCAUUUGACUUACUCUGCAUUGAGAAGAAGGUUGUGUGAACUUGAAGAAAGAUGGCAUCAACAUAUUUAUUGGAAAGUUGUCAUUUCUUUACCAGACAUAAAUGAAAUGAUAAUAGGCCUAAACAAGCUAGAAGAAACCUUGAAAAGUUGCAUCCCAUGGGAACUGCAGUUAUAUGGCAACACUGUAUAUAUUGAAGAACACAAAACUAUAACUUAUUGUGUAGAAAAGCAGCAAGGAUUUGAUGGUAAAAAUCCGGACGCUAAUGCUUUUAUUAUCAUUGCUAAAAAUUUCAAUGAAGUCAUGCAAAGGAGGGUAUUUGAAAAUUUAAAAGACUAUGGAGUUUUUGUGAAAGUGCCUUUGGUCGUUAUUAUGGAGGAAACUGCAAAUUCAGCAGAGUAUUUUAAUAAUCUGAAGGAUUCAGGGGUUGUGUCUGAUUAUGUUAUUUAUAAGUGUAAUUUAAAUUCUCAAGUUCUUCCAAAGAUAAUUGAGAGUGGUUUGAUUUUCCUAUCAAAACACAUAGAAAAAUAUCCACCUCUAGAAAUGGACACUUUGAGAGAAUUUUUGUGUGAACAUCUUUGUACAUCAAUAUGGGAAAAAGCAGGUACCUAUGCAAAGAAAAACCAAGAUUAUAACAUUUGCAUGCGAGAUCCCAAUAUAGUGAUAAAUUUAUAUAACCAAGGCCUAAAAUUACUAACUGAAAUUGUAACUGAUAAAAAAUGUAGGGAAUAUGCUAGAUUUCCUCAAGAAUUUAGAAACCAUUUGCCUGAUCAAGUGCCUCGCUAUUUUCCAUGCGAUUAUAGAUACUUUCCGGACUUCAUACUAAACCCAGAUUACCAGGACCAUUUAAAAUCUCUAAUGAAAACAAUGCAAUUGCCAAUGUUUCUUGAAAAGUGGCCCCCAAAUGAUGAUGAGGAUUUAGUAGACAGCCUUUCAAAGUAUUGUACAGAUUUAUUUGAAAAUCCAAAAGAGCCUCUAAUAGCCCUACUGAAUAUGUUUAAAAGUAAAAAUUUUAAUAAAAUUAUUUGGACUAAAGCCAUACAAGUGAUUGCUCUGGCAAAACUUAAUGAGCAAAAUCUGGAUUUACCACAAUCAUUUCAAACAGAGUUUUUUGAAACUUGCAUGGUUGUUUACAACAUAAACACGAUCAACGAAUAUUCAUCUUCAGAAUGGUUUUACUGGAAAAACCCUAUAAUUGACAGUUAUAAAAAAAUAGUUUCUGAAAAAAUACAAGAAGAAAUGGAAGAGAGGACACAAUCAAAAAAGAGACCGCUAGAUUUAAGUUUGGAUCCAGAAGAUGUGCAAAGUGUUAUAAGUAAAGCUGAAAGUGUACUUAGAUUGCCAACAAAUAUUUGUCAAGGAGUCAAAGAUGAAAUAGAUGAUUUCAAUAGAAGCCUGAAGGAUCUAGAAGAUUCUAUUAAUGUAGUGAAAAAGAUGGAUGAAAGAAAAUUGCUGAAACGAUUUGUUGAAGAUUAAGUAUUGUGUAGCAAUUAUAUUAUGAUUAUUGGAAAUUUUUAUUCCUUUAUUAAAUGUAUUUUUUUUUUAAUACAUUAUUGAUUGACUUUUUGAUAGGACAAGUUUUUUUUUUACCUGAAAACUUUAAAGUGCCCAAAUGGCUUUUAAGGUAACUUUUGUUAGGCGAUAUCAAGGUUAGAUUAUUCAAGAAAUUACUCUAAGAUGCAGACAAUAUAUCAAUAAAGUACUUUAAUAAUUAAAAAACAAGUAAUAGAACCAACACAAAAGUCAAUAAAAAGUUUAUAAAAUCUGCCUACUAAUACAUAUUUUAUAUGAGGCAAAAAUCUGUUUUCAAUAUCACAGGCAGAUAUAAAUCUAAUUUUAUUAAAGCUUACUAAUCCACAUUAUUUAAUCUGUUAACCGUAAUAUCUGUCCUCCUAUUCAAUAUUUCAACAGCCAUCUUAGGACUAAAAUUACUCACACCAAUUUCCUUUAAAGUUUUACCUCUGGUAUCUUCCACACCAGUGGCACCCUCUAAAGCCAGUAAAGUUUCUCUUAGUAAAAGAGCCGAUCCUUUUGAGAGAUUAAGCAAAGUACAGGACUCGAUUAAUUGAGUAAAAUAAUUAGCUGGAGUGUCGGUAUAGUCUGCAAAUAAUGGCAGCAAAUUUCUUGUGACAUCAAAUUUCAGCUGUAAAGCACCACCAUCAUUAAAUCUAUUAUCCAUGACUAAAUCCUCAAAUAAAUAUGUGUCUAAUUGAGUAGCAAUAUUCCUCCAGACAAUUCUAAAUAAUUUGGUUUGGAGUUUCUUUUGAAGCUGGUGCAACCUUUUGGCUAAAACUUCAAAUAUAGGGCAAGCUGCUGGAGUAACAGACAAACUUCUAAACUCCUUUGUUACUUUCAUAGAAGUCCACCGCUCCCUUCUAUAAUCCCAUCCUCGUUUUUUUAUUUCCAUAAUAACAGCCUCCACAAGCCCUGAUAAUAGAUCCCGCCUGAAACGUCUGUAUAGGGACAAAGUCUCAGCAAAUAAUGAGUCAGAUUCCGAGUCCAGGGUUGUUUCAUCAAAAUCGUUUAGAAGAGGUGAUAGAGGACUGGUGGGAGGCUGUUUUGCUCGAUUUUUGUAGUAAUAUAGUGUCAAAAAAUG
This is a messenger RNA of Ceutorhynchus assimilis (cabbage seed weevil), 6517 nucleotides long. NCBI's taxonomy places the organism in Eukaryota, Metazoa, Arthropoda, Insecta, Coleoptera, Curculionidae. The record is from the annotation of a GenBank genome assembly.